GAGCGGAACACAAACUCUCCGGCGCCACCACGAGAGCUCUGAUUUCUGGCGUCCGAUCCCGCCGGAGAAAAUUACUACCCCACAGUCCCGACCGCACACUACGACGGCGGCGACUCAGCACACGCCGCCGCCACGAUGCCGUCCGCCGCCUGCGCCGUCCCACCCGCCGCGGCGCCGGGAGACGAUAAUACCGCCGCCGUCUCCCCGAAGGUCCUCCUCGGCCGGUACGAGCUGGGCGGCCUCCUCGGCCGCGGCGCGUCCGCCAAGGUGUACCUCGCCAGGGACCUCCACACCGGCCGGGACGUGGCCAUCAAGUCCUUCCCCAACCCGCGCGCCGGCGGCGCCGGCGCCGGCCCGGCCCCCAUCGAGCGGGAGGCGGCCAUCCUCCGCCGCCUGCGCCACCGCCACGUGGUCCGCCUCCACGAGAUCCUCGGCACGCGCAGCCGGGUCCACUUCGUGCUCGACCUGGCCGCCGGCGGCGAGCUCUUCUCGCUCGUCGACGCGUCCGGCCGCAUGACGGAGGACCUCGCCAGGCACUACUUCCGCCAGCUGGUGUCCGCCGUGCGCUACUGCCACUCCCGCGGCGUCUUCCACCGCGACAUCAAGCCCGAGAACCUCCUCCUCGACGCCGCCGGCGACCUCAAAGUCGCCGACUUUGGCCUCGGCGCCCUCGCCGCCGACGGCGGUAGCAACCCCCUCCGCCACACCAUGUGCGGCACGCCCGCCUACGUGUCCCCCGAGAUCCUCUCCAAGCAGGGGUACGACCCGGCCAAGGUGGACAUCUGGUCCUGCGGGGUGGUGCUCUUCGUGCUCGCCGCGGGCUACCUGCCGUUCAACGACGGCAGCCUCAUCAACAUGUACCGCAAGAUCUACGCCGGCCGGUUCCGCUGCCCAAACUGGUUCUCCCCCGAGCUGCGCCACCUGCUGCGCUGCAUCCUCGACCCCAACCCCGCCACGCGCAUUGGCACCGACGGCAUCAUGGACCACCCCUGGUUCCGCCACGGCGCCACCGGCGACGACGCAUCACUCAUGCGCGGGCACGACGAGGAGGCGUGGUUCAAGACGGAGUUCAAGGAGGACGUUGGGCGCGAGAUGUCCGCGUUCGACAUCCUCUCCUUCUCCCCCGGCUCCGACCUGUCCGGGCUCUUCGGCGCCGGCCCGGGCACGGAGCGAGUCUUCGUUGGCGAGCCCGCCGCCGCCGUGCUCGCCAGAGUCGAGGACGCCGGGAAGAAAGGCGGGCACACCGUGAGAAGGGAAGGAAAGAACCGCGCCGCCGGGCCGGUGUACAUCGAGGCCGAGGGCGGCAUUGUCGCCAAGGUGACCGUGUUCAAGAUCGCGGACGCCGUGUCCGUGGUGGAGGUGGUCAAGGGCCAUGGCCCGGAGGCCUCGGCGUUCUGGAAGGACUGGCUCCAGCCGGCCGUGAAGCCCCCGGCAGCAGCAGCAGCCGCAGUGUGAUGACGAUGACCUCUCUGCCGAGGGUGAGCCAGCCGGGGUUCUUAAAAUUCCAACAUCGCCGUGCCCAUGCCGGCUGCCGGCGGCCGGCGCGCGCGGGCCGAGAUUUCUUGUUUCA
This is a messenger RNA of Lolium rigidum, 1570 nucleotides long. Its product is annotated as CBL-interacting protein kinase 29-like. The record is from RefSeq and is a predicted model, not a curated record. Gene Ontology annotation, molecular function: ATP binding; protein kinase activity. Gene Ontology annotation, biological process: signal transduction; protein phosphorylation. The coding region runs from base 136 to 1455 and encodes 439 amino acids. NCBI's taxonomy places the organism in Eukaryota, Viridiplantae, Streptophyta, Magnoliopsida, Poales, Poaceae. The transcript has a single exon.